This is a messenger RNA of Cuscuta epithymum, 802 nucleotides long. The record is from the annotation of a GenBank genome assembly. Lineage: Eukaryota; Viridiplantae; Streptophyta; Magnoliopsida; Solanales; Convolvulaceae.
UAGAAAAGCAUUGUUCAUGAACCCGUACGGUUACUAGAACAGCAAUUAAAGAUCAAAAGUCAAAGGCAGCCCAUCCUUGUGUUUGGGGCACCAAAACCAUCAUUAUAUUUGGUGCUACCUAAGCUAGUGGGUUAUUAGUGAGUGCUCUUAUCCAUCUACGUAUUGGCGGAUCGAGAUAUAUUUACCGGAUUUAGAUCCUGUCGGAUUUAUACCGGAUACAGACGCGUGGUAAUGACAAGGACAGAGCUGAGAGCUGGGAAGAGGAAGAAAGCAAAGGGAGAAGAUGGGCAUCUUACUAUUGAAAUAAAGGGUGUUGGACCAAGGAGCAAGAGCUGGCAUUGCGAAGAGCAUAUUUUUCUGCCAAGGCAAGCUAAGAGGAAAGCUGCGUUUUUAAGAAAGUCAAAGCAUAACCAAGUCAAGGAUGAAGUAGAUCAACAAAAUGUAGACACAAAAACAAUUCAGGCUACAAAGAGUGUUCUCAUCUUUGAUGCAAAAGACUCUAUCCAACACUUCCAGAAUGUGCACAUAAAUCAGUUUGAAAAUGUCUUUAGUGAUGGGGAAGAUGACGAUGGUUUUGCUUACGGAGUUUCGGAUGUUUUCUGUUUUUUGUAUUGAUUCUCUCAUCUCUGAUAUUGCCAAUUGUUGUGUAAUUAUUUAACUGAGAAAUGUGUUUGUUUCCUGGAACAUAAUUUCUCCUUUAAUAAUAAUAGCCUAAUAGGUUGUAAAUUAAAAGUGUUCCAUAGGGAAUAGUCCGCCGGAACAAGCAAACAACCCCACAACCUGCCGUUGAGUCCUAACACCA